Messenger RNA from Caenorhabditis remanei, 1278 nucleotides. RefSeq lists its product as uncharacterized. The transcript has 3 exons. The record is from RefSeq and is a predicted model, not a curated record. Lineage: Eukaryota; Metazoa; Nematoda; Chromadorea; Rhabditida; Rhabditidae. The coding region runs from base 1 to 1278 and encodes 425 amino acids.
AUGGCCUGGAAUGGACGUUUAUCUCGUAUUAGCAUUGAAUCUGUUCUCCAUUUUAUGAACCCUAACCAAAGGAUUAAUGUAUCUGUCGACUCCCCAACAGUCAGAUACAUAGGUACAGGUGUGCCUCUCCGUUACGCGAAUGUAGAAAUAAAUCACUCUUCUUUGAAUGCCAAUGGAACUUCCUACAAGAUGGGUAUAGUGCGCAUAUACACCGAUUAUGAGGGCCCCGUGUACUUCCGAAAUGAACGAAAUGCGGGUGGAGCACCACACGACGUUGGACAACAUGCCAACCCAAAUUGUUAUCGUAACGGAAUUCGAAACCAGCACAGCGAGGCUCCAUCAAUCUAUCUUGGCGCAGAAAUCCAUGAGGCAGAACUGAAGUUGAAGGAAAUUGUGGAUUAUCUCAAUGAAUUCAAGAAGUACCCAGUUUUACGUUCAUCCGACCAAAAAGCGGUAGCGGCGAAGGAAGAAGAAGCUGCGAAGCUCCGAAAGAAAAUCAUAAAAUAUAAUGAGAAAAAAGCUAAUUCGGAGCUCAAAUACGAGGAGUUUAUAAUGUUCACUCAAACUGGCGAAAACGGAGAACAAGUGAGAACGGAAUAUGUUAAAUACGACAAAUCAAUCAAAGACGCUUGGCGUUAUUUUUUGGACCAUUAUGUGCUCGGCUUCAAACUGCGUGGACCUGUGAUCGAAAGGCUCAGCGUGUCCCAUCCGCAGCCGCAGCUCAUCUUCCAGGAAUCGCGAUUGAGCUCGCGUAACCUUGUUUUGAAUAGUACUGGCACUCAAACUCUCGACAAUGCAAUGAAUCUGCUCAAAGAAGAAUGCAUCCCUCUGAAUUCGGUUGAAAUAAGCGGCCCGGAUGACCUCAACCAUCACUUGUUGGCCACCGCAAGAACAUUGAUCAUUGCUGAUUCCAGAUCUGCGUCUUUUCCACGAACAUUCAGGAAUGAUGUGGUUUGUUUCAAACAAAUCAGAAGACCCAGUAGAGUGAUGAGUCGGUCUAUUGACUUCUGGAGACGGCAUGGCUUGCCACAACGAAAACAAUACAUUUUCGAAACAAUUAUCAGAAGUGAUGCUAAGCUUCUUCUGGGCACUUUCCGAGAGUAUCAUAGAAGAAGAUAUAAAGUUAAUUUCCAUAGGAACAACUUCCCUAUCCAAUUCCAAUACCAACUUCAAUCGGAUGUUCGCGUUAUGCGAAUUCAAGUGACCGUCGACCGUGUUGUCACUGAGAAUCCGGAUGUGUACAACUACGUGAUUGAUAUGAUUGCUGUUCCAGAAUAA